Molecule: messenger RNA, 2779 nt
Organism: Cydia fagiglandana
Lineage: Eukaryota; Metazoa; Arthropoda; Insecta; Lepidoptera; Tortricidae
Product: zinc finger protein 883-like
Exons: 6
Coding region: 135-2030 (631 amino acids)
Biological process (GO): regulation of DNA-templated transcription
Cellular component (GO): nucleus
Molecular function (GO): RNA polymerase II cis-regulatory region sequence-specific DNA binding; DNA-binding transcription factor activity, RNA polymerase II-specific; zinc ion binding
Source: RefSeq, a predicted model, not a curated record
AGAUGGUGCCCUGGUCGUGCCUUGGUGUGUUUCGUGUUAGUUUAUUUUAGGAGCAACAAAGAAUUUGAACUGUGUUUUAAUAUCAAUCACAACGGGAGUGAAUCCUAAAUGUUUUUAAGACGGUUAGUUAUGCAAUGGAGAUGAUAAACCAGUGCCACUGCUGCUUGCGGCGGCCUCCAACGAAGGAUAUGAAGACGCCGUACACCCGCCUCGGAAUAAUGGAGAUAUAUUCGGUCAUGUUAGAAGAAUGCUUUGCAAUUGAUGUAACUGUGGGCAAUGAUGGUAAGAGUGGGAUCUGCGAGAACUGCGUGGGCCGGCUGCGGGAAGCAUGCCACUUCAAGCUGCUAGUGCAGCACAGCCAGGCCAAGCUGCGCAGGGGUUUGGAGUCAAAAAAUCAUGUCAAAGACGAGCAACCCCCAGUUGUGCUGACUGAAGAAGGAACAUGUGAAAAGACCUCUCUACAUGAAGAGUUAAUCAUCAAGUCCGAAGGUGAAGAUACCGACGCGGCCAAUGACGAGAAAUGCAUGUCACAUGAAAAGUUAACCAUCAAGUCCGAGUGCGAGGGGUCGGACGCGGCUGAUGACGAGGGCUGCACGUCACCGUCGGGCGGUGAAGCCUGCAAGGAGACGGAGGCGGCGUGGCCCGUGUCCGCCCGCGCGCGGGAACAGCUCGCGCAGGCUUGCUGCGUGAGGCUCGAGCGCCUCCGCGACUCCCCGCGCGCGAGCCAGCCGUGUCCCGCGACACCACACCGCGCGCCGAGCCCCGCCCGCAGCGUGCAGGACGCGCCUCACACACCCGCCGUCAGCGCCGACCCACAACCCUACACCUGCGACAUUUGCGAACGACAAUUUAGUUUUAAGUCUAGUUUGUCCAUACACGUAUUAACAACACACCAGAAAUCUUUUUCUUGCGGAUGUUGUUCGAAAAAUUUUUCCACUUAUGUUGCUUAUUGUCGGCACAGAAAAACUCACAAGGAGUUUAUUUGUAACAUAUGUAAAAAGGUACUGUCGAGUUACCAUGCAUUAGUUAUCCAUAAGCGUACACAUACUGGAGAAAAACCUUAUUUAUGUAAAUAUUGCGACCAGCGGUUUGCUCAUGUAGCUGCUUUAAAUGCACAUAUGACUCGGCACACCGGAAUAAAAUUUAACUGUAAAAUAUGUAACGAGAACUUUUCGACUUUAGGCACAUUAAAGAGACAUCAUCAACGAAGACACACUGAAGAAAAGACAUUCAGUUGUGAAGAAUGCCACAAGGGAUUCAGCACUAAAGAUUAUUUAAAAGUACAUGAACGAAUUCAUUUGAAAGAGAAACCCUACGCCUGCGAAGUUUGUGGUAAGGGGUUUAUACGAAUGUGUUAUCUGAACACGCAUAAAGAAAUACAUACAAAUCGACAGAAAUGUUUUUCUUGUAAAGUGUGUAAUAAAAAGUACCUAAGUAAGGAUCAUUUACGAAAACAUUCCUUAGUUCACACAAGGCCUGACGCCUUCGCCUGCGGUCUAUGUCCCAAGCGGUUUCAUGAGAAUUAUCUCUUGGAUUGGCACAUGCGCAUUCAUAACGGACAAAGACCGUAUUGUUGUAAAAUUUGUUCUAAAAACUUUAUUCUAUUACGUCAUCUGAGAUACCAUAAACGGAGAUAUCACGAAAAGAAAGCCUAUAUCUGUGAUUAUUGUAAUAAGCAGAUUUUUAGCAAGACGAAUCUGAUAUCUCAUAUAAAAUUACACAUGGGGCAAAGAGAUUAUGCUUGUGAAUCGUGUCCUAAAAAGUUCGCAAGCCCACACUAUUUACAGAAGCACAAAAAGAUUCACUCAUCGGUCAUUUCAUACACUUGUGACAUAUGCCAUCAGCAGUAUCGACAUAAGCAGAAUUUGAUCUGGCACAUCAGGUUACAUACGGGUGAGAGACCCUAUUCUUGCGAUUUUUGUAGCAAAAAGUUCGUGUCUGCCUCACUUAGGAAUAUUCACGAAAAAACUCACAUGGGCCUUUAUGUAAAGCGCCGCCGCGCCGGCGAUCGCGCGGACGAUCAUUUGUGACACUUGUCUAACGGUCCUCAGACUUGAUUAAUUGAUUAUGAUAUUAGAUAGUAGAUAGGUAGAUUAAAUUUGGUCCUAUAAUAUGAUCAUGGCUGAUGACAACCAACAACCUGACAGAAGGACGCACGACGUAACAUUAUGUGACAGGGACAACAUAAUAAAUCAUUAUCAAUGCUAGAAUUUAGUCUAUAAAUGUUAUACUAUAAAACGAUGUCUAUAACACGAGUACCUAUAGUGCAAAGGUGCGGCGCCAUGUAUUCGAGCAUACAUUUUCGUGAUUUUUCGAGGCACGUUUUUUACUUAUCUUAUACAGAGUUACUGCCAAAGCGCUCAUUGUCAAGGCUAUAGUAAUAGUGAACGAAGACUCCGCCAAAAUAGAUAUAUUUAAAUUUAACUGCACUCCGAGUGAAUUCACAAUGGUAACAAGCCGGCGAUGUUAUCUGCCAAAUAUUUAGUUAUAAAUCUGUUUUACUGUAAUAUUUUUAAGUGUGUUGUUAUCUAUUAAUUAUUUGUCUUCCUUUAUGUAAUACAUAUCACGUAUUGGAUUACUCUGUAAAGUGGUAUUGUUUAGUUGAUUAUAAAAAAAAACUAAAUAAAAAAAAUACUACAUUAUAUUUGGUGUAGCGAAUAAAAUCGAGCAUUGCAUUUGAACUAUUUAAAGCCCCACGCGUACACGUAUAUGAAGUUUUGUCAUAGAAUGUUUGAGAACCUACUUCAUGUCAACCACCAAGAAAAUAAACAUUUUUUAG